GCCGUCCAUGUGGAGUCUGAGGAAGAGGUGAAGGACUCUUCCACGCAGUCCCGUGGUUGGGUGAAGAAGGCUGCCUUGGCUCUGGCGUUGGGCCUCGGUGUCGUGGGCUUCAUGGCCAUGCCGAAAGCAACGAGGUUCUGCAAUGGAUUGGAUCUCGGGGCCUUCCAGGGAAAGUCCAACCUUGGCUUGGACGCACAGAUGGCUCUGAAGGCCGAUGCGCUGAAGGGUGUCAAGAAGCCCUCGGCGGCCGAGAAGAUUGUCCUCAAGGAACACAACUUUUUUGCGUGUGCCGGGUUCAGGGAGUUCGCGGGCCAGAGGCGAUGGCCAAUCAUGAGCAAUCGUACGCUGUACGCUCCAUCCGGUUUUGGUUUGCAGACUACGGGGUGGAGGCUUUGGCAGAUUCGGUGCUAA
Messenger RNA from Symbiodinium sp. CCMP2456, 411 nucleotides. Lineage: Eukaryota; Dinophyceae; Suessiales; Symbiodiniaceae. The record is from the annotation of a GenBank genome assembly.